Molecule: messenger RNA, 4668 nt
Organism: Verruconis gallopava
Lineage: Eukaryota; Fungi; Ascomycota; Dothideomycetes; Venturiales; Sympoventuriaceae
Exons: 3
Coding region: 99-4397 (1432 amino acids)
Biological process (GO): ribosome biogenesis
Cellular component (GO): nucleolus
Source: RefSeq, a predicted model, not a curated record
CCCCAGGGCCAUGUCUCUUGAUAUAUCCGAUCGCAAAUUGUGAGCCAUGCCAAUUCGACUUGAACGGUGGAUAUGCUGAUUAUGUACAAGAGGUCUUGAUGGAGCCAUCUCUGCCCAGACUUCUGUCUUUGGACAAGCGCCACAACGCUUUCGACGAGAGCGUCAAGGAAGCGGCCGCUAUUGCGGGCAUCUCUUUGACCGGCCGAGAUGAAAACGUGGAGUGCAAAAGUCCUGAAGCAAGGCCGUCACGAACCCGUGCAGAAUUUGCCCUUCGAUGGGUGCUGGAUAAGCUCAAGACGAGCGAGGGCCGCCUGGCUUGUCAGCAGUCUCAGCUGGUAUGGCCUUUUCUUCGCCAGCUCCUCCAUGUGGUACCUGCUGCAGUACUCGCAAGAAACGCACACUCGUGUGCCUUUGUAAAGAAUCUGAGGGCGUUUCUUUCCGAGAGCGAGAAAAAAUUGGCCGCAGCAGAACCUGCAAGCCCCCAUGCCGCGGUUGCGGGCCAGAAGAUGCAGAAGAAACGUAAGAGGGGUGAGAAGGAAACGAUCCAACCUUCUCAAUCAGCCUCAACGCCAGAAAGUACUUUGCAGAGCCUGCAAGAUGCUAUUCUAGGUGUAAUCUCUGUCUUGCGCUGCAUGCUUAGACUUGCAACCGGGGAAGACGGAACCACUGAUCGUGCUAGUCGAGAGCAGCUAUCGUCGGCAUUGAGAGCAAAUCCGGAGGAUGCAGCGUAUAUUCUUGAUGCUUGGCUGCGCUGUCUCAAACAAAUGCUGCCACGAACCGCGACGAAUGAGGACGUUCUCACUGCACAUCAUGCCAUCCUUUGCCUGUGGUCUUCUCGAUCGCUGGAACAAAACGACGAGACUGGCGAAUCGCCAGAGACGUUCUCGAAUUCAUGUUUGGUGUCAUCUGUUCGACUUCUGCGUACGAUUCACGAUUGGACGGACCCUACUCCGAUUAUCGUGAGCAUCGGGGUUUCGUUGGAACAGCUUCUGGCCAAACAUGUCUUCGUUCCUGCCCGCACCUUGUUUGACUCUGCACAGUCAGCUAAACAUCCGGAUAUCCAGCGAUCUCGCGCUCCGCUGAACAGGUUUCUGGAACCAGUCCGAUCGGCGAUUGUCGACGAUCUCACCCGCACUCCGUCGGCGAACGAGCUGCUGGUCGCGCUCCCAAAACUUUUGGAUUUGGCCAUUCGUCUCUCUCCCCAUUCAAUCCCAUCUCAGAGGAAUGCUCAGAUACUCUGGUUCGAGAGCGUUUUCGCAGCACUAUCAGCCUGUGCCAUGGAGCCGAUUCCUCACAGCACUGAGGUGGCGAAUUCCACACAUCCCAACUCUUCGCCUCUGACUCCGAUGCUACGAAUUCUUAAAGAUCGAAAUGUGCAGCUCAGCAACGAUUUUCUAGAAAGCAUACUGGUUGGAUAUAGUGGCUUGAGCGGCCUUCGCAAAGGCUCCCAUCCCUUGCGUCUCGAUGUCACUGCUGCUCUUUUAGACCUCAACGGCGCCAUCUUUCUCAUUGAAAACGCAGCUGUAAAAGACAUGAGUCUACCUGUUGUACACGCUGGUCAGCCGCCCUAUGUAGAAGCCCUGGUUGGUAGCUUGUCUCAAAUCUCAUGGUCCGGAAACGAUGCUACUCCAAUCGAAAGUCAUGCUGGACCAAGUACUGAAUUUGGGGUCUGUAGCAUACUCAUUCCCCUUCUUCGAGCAUACGCAUCUGCGCGAAAACUGGCAUCUUUUGUCGCCUUGUGGUUCUGGGAGGUGCGACGGCAGUGGAAGACUAUCCUAAAUCCCAAGCUUGAACCUCAGUCCCCGUGGAUUUCGCGCCAACUUCUCCAAAGGUUCCGAGAUCAUCUAGAGCAAAGCUUGUCCAGCGUGCGUGUUGGAGAGCUGCUUGUCGAGUUUAUCCUUCCGGUCAGGCAGCUUGUCGAUGAAGCUUCAAGUAAAUCAUCAAAAGCUCUCGACUGGCAAUCUCUUCCAACCGCUGCCCCAGCUUGUGCAGCCCUCGUAAUGCUAGACAUGCUGCUGCAUAGUGUUGAACGUGAGGAAACCUUGAGAAAUAACCCCGCAGCAUGGAAUGCAUUAAAAGAUCUACCGGAUAGACUGGCAAUUCUAGAUAUGGAAGGACUUCCUGUAAAGGAGACAGUCUGGUCAGUUUUGACCAGGGUGUAUAAGUUUUGGCUCUGGGUCGAUGGGAAAAUUGCAUUUCUAGAGCGACAGAGAUUUCUCCUCGACGGCUCUGAUGUGUUUAAAAGGGCUCUUGACCAGGCCGGUUCAAACUUGGACGCGCUAGCUGCGAAUGAGCUUGUUGUUACUGUUUGUGGGUUUGAGCUCGAUAUGUCACUACAGGGCAAAGCUGCGGAAGCCUUGAAAAUGUCGAACGAGGGUCUCCUUCAGGCAAUUGACGGAUCCGUCGACGAAUCCGACGUGGCAGUGCGUUUGUCCCAGACUAUUGCGCUAUGCGUUCAGUAUCCUGCUCUCUUUUCACUCAUGGAAAAAUAUCGGGUUCGGCUCUUUGACGCUUUCAUCCGGGCAGUCGCUCAAUCUAAGCAAGGUGCAACAAAGCAGCUUCUUGAUGCGCUCGUCAGUAGUCUAGUUGAUGAUGAAUCGGCAAGUCUUCGAGAUUUUAUCUCAGUUCUUACCGAUCUGUCCACAUCUGGAAAUGAUUCAGUGCUUGUGACGCUGGCCAUUGAUUGUUUGCUUGCAAUUCCACCUUCGCUCAUUCCUCGACCUCGAAGAGAGCAUCUUCUUGACGAAGUUGCAUGUCUUCAGCAAACCAGUUCCGCUGACGAGCAGUCAAAGGAUAGUAAGGCAUUCCUUUCACAACGGAUUGCGUUGCUUGUGAGGCUAUUGUCUUGUCCAAACCCUACGGCAAGGCUUUGUAUCGAGCCCCUCAAGGCAUACCAGAUUGCGGAUACACUUGAAAGCUCAUUAUGCGAAUUAGAAGGGGCCCAAUGCACUCGACUUCUGCAGUCGAUUGAUGACCUCUUUACUCUCGUCACAACUCAUGCGCUCCAAAAUGCAACUGAAGAGAGACAGAGAGCAUACUUUGAUGCGUUCAUAGGCAUGGCUAAAGAUCGCUUAAACCGUGCUCUCAAAAAAUCCACAUCUAAACCAUCAAGUUUCAGUCUCGCCGCUGUUACUUUGCUUACCAAAAGCUUUCUAAUAUCUGCUGCUGGCAUUGGUCGAUUUGGAGACCAAUGCACUGAAUUGCGCGAGCAAAUAUUCUCACUAUUGGAGAGAAAGAAAACCCAAGUCGCACAUGAUGACGCGUGGACAUGGCUUGCACGCCGAACAGUACUUGGCCUCGCAAGAAUUUCUAGCAGCGACUUUAACACGAAAGCGCAACAUUUGCUCGAAAAAUGUCGCAGAAAAGGGGAUAUCUCUGCCGCAAUGGAGAUUGAAAGUGUUUUCAACUCGAAUUUCACAGUCAAACCUCAUCUUACCGCAUUUAGCGCCAAUCUACGAGCUCAAGAAUACUGCAGAAUCUUGAACAUAUUUGACCGUCAGGCUUCACAAGCUCGAAUCCAACAGAAGUUAGAAAUGAUAGAGGACCUGCUAGACAGCGACAGCGUUGAUCGACUACAGUUACUGCACAUUGUGAUAAAACAUCUGUCCCCGGACGAAGUCAGCGAUCUCGACGCUCGAAAACAAAUAUUGGUCCAGGUGUGUCGGAUCCUCGCACAAACGAAUGACAUUAAGCAAUUUGGAUCUGCGAUAGGAUGCAUCAGCACUAUUUUACGAUUGAAGACGUUCCUGGUUACCCAGCAAGGUAUCGAUACCCUGCUCCAAACGCUCACAACGAUCUCCUCGUCACAAUCUCCACAUUUGCCUGUCGAUUGUGCCGGAGUCAUCUACAGUCGUCUCUGUCAAGUUGCUACUUCCAUUAUCCUUUUACAUAGACGGCGACUUGGCGGUCGUAUGCAUCUCAUUGUGGGACUGUUACAGAAUCUUUUAAGCUGUCUGUAUACCCCCCAUCGAUAUGAGGUUCUCGCCGCAACGACACGUCCAGCUUGGCUGCAGGGGGCGAAGGUUCUUGGUGUUGACGCCGCAAACUCAUUUACUCGCGUCGUGACAACACUAUGCUCGCCCACUGUCUCAUCCACUGUUUCACAUCGAGGCUUCAAAAUGACCGACAUAGGACUGGUUGACGAGACAAAGAAAGCGAAAGAGUAUGCAGGUCAAUACGUUUCCUAUAUUCUGUUACAUUACUGCACGCUACAACUGCAAGGAAGUACACCUUCGGAGGUAGCAGAAAAAUUAAAGAUUGGUCUAUGGGCGAUAAUGGAGGUGGUCAACAUUGAGACUAUGCGCGGCAUGAAUGCAGGUAUGGGGCGAGAGGAGCGAAUUGUAUGGGGUGCUUUGUUUGCAGAGUGGAACAGACUAGGAAGAUUCAAGUUGAGCUGAUAGCAUAACGCAUGGUCUAGUCAAGCUUAGGUUUGACCUAGCCGUGUUCUAGAUGUCAACACUAUGAUGCAGAGGAUAGUCUUUCAGAAGCCCCUGAUGUCUUCCAAGAACUCCGGGCUGCGAGAACAGCAAAAUUUAAUGCGAAGCAUAUGAGAGAGCACAAUCUGGUGAAUAGAUAGGGAUGGAGAGACUCUGACGCAGUCGUUUCAACAUGCCUAUGUGUUUCGCGAGACUGGUUACGAACAUGGGACGAGUCAAAAUGCAUUCGAUG